Lachancea fermentati is the source of this 3390-nucleotide messenger RNA. NCBI's taxonomy places the organism in Eukaryota, Fungi, Ascomycota, Saccharomycetes, Saccharomycetales, Saccharomycetaceae. The record is from the annotation of a GenBank genome assembly.
AUGGCUAGCGAUGAAACCUUUCAGUGUCUCACAUGUGAUGAGACGAAAGAGUCUCAAGAAAUGAUGAAGCAUCUUUCUACAACCAGGCAUAAGACGAUCAUCUACGCCCCAUCUGAAGAGGAAGUUAGUUGCGAAGAAUGCCAGAACAACAACAUACAUUUGCUUCAAAUCAUUCGAUUCGGGGGUGAAGAUAUGAGUCUCCUUUGUAACACAUGUUAUCAUCGUGAGUACACGGAUUCUGAAAGGCCGACAACGGCAUACUCUCUGUCGAACGGAUCGAUUUUGAAAAACUGGGAUCGGUACUUGAAAGUAAGAGACUGCUGUUGUGAACGUUGUGGAAAUGAAAGAAAAUUGAACGUCAACUCUAAGGGAUUGGUACUGUGUGAAAACUGUUUAAGCCAGCAUGGGAACGCCAAGGAUUUUGUGUCUGAAGCAAGUGGAACAUUUCUGUAUUCUUUGCUGGGAAUUCAGGAGCAGUCAAAUACUCCUAAGUUAAGAAGGAAAGGCGGUAGAAAGGUUGGUCGUGGGAAACCAAAAGGGCGGGGUGCUGCUCGAGGAAAACCGCGUGAAAAGAAGCCAUUAACCCGCCUGCAAGAGAUGGCUCAAAAGGCUUAUGAAACUAAGAAGAUAAACAGUACUAUAAAAAGUGAAACUAGCGUUAGUUUGAGAUCAUUUAAGGGUGUGAAAGCCGGAAAUCUGAACUCUGAAGCUAGUACUAAAUCUGGACCUCAUAAUAAUAUCAAAUCAGCCAAUGUGAGAGGAACAUCGGCAGGUCUCAACAAGAGGAAAUCGAACGCAGCUAACGUGAAAGAAACCACUAAAAAAGUUCCAUCAAGUAAGUCGAUUACAACAUCUUUAAAUAAGAAGUCUGGAAGAAAGGAUGAUUCGUUAUCAAAAUAUGCUGUUAAUGAUGGACAAAGCUCAAAAUCAAAAGGAAAAGGAAAAGAAAAAGGCGCGCCGGUCAAGAGAUCUGAAAAUUUACGCGAGUCAGAUAGCAAAUUGGCUACAUUAUCUCAGAAAUCAAACACUAGUGGGAAGGGCAAUACUGUAGACCCCAAGAUAACACGUCGUAAGGAUGCCGUUAAGCCACAGAAGAAAUUUGAAAACAGAUCAUUACCGAAGUCCGACGAAAACCAAUCACCAAAAAUAGGGAAGUCAGCUAAUGACAAGAAGAAGAAGCCUCUAAAUAUACCAGGUGGGAAUGAUAAAAGAUCUCAGAGGAAGGAAAAUAAGGAAAAGACGUCUCAAUCAACAAAACCAAAGGAGAAGUUUUUGGGUAGUAGAUCUGAUUCGAAAGGGAAAGCUCCAACUGCAGAUAUCGUAGGUGAUAAGAUUAAAAAUAGUGCUUCAAAACUGCAGAUAGAACAAGCUAGUGGUGCUUCUUCUGAGGAUACAGAAGAUUUCGAAGAGGGGGAGCCUUUAAAGCGAUUCACUAAAUACGUCCCCAAGAUGUCGUAUCCAGAUCUGAAAUCUUAUUUCAGCGACUUUUCCUUCGCUUUAUUUUUGGAAGAAAGACUAGAGAACGACUUUCUUCAAAAUUUCGAAAUAACUUGGCCCAAAAACUCCGAUGAAAAGGCAUUUGUUGUACGAAUGAGACUUGAUGAUGAGGAAGUGAAGAAAUUACUUCCUGCUAAUCUCGUGAAGCUGGGUCGUCUCCCUUUCACUAAUCAGCAACCUCUGAUGUUGGUCAGUCAGGACGAAACAAGAGUUUGGUACACUUUCGUAAAAGAGCUGGAUUCUCGGAAAUCUUUCGUGACGUUAUUAUUGGAGCUAUACCCUUGGAAUUUACUUGAUCUUCCUGUGAAGCAUGCAAAUGACCACUUCAAGUUGCUACCGUGCUCUGCUCAAGUGAAUAGAAUAAUGUUUGCGAUGACUCGUGUCGAUAAUCCGAAAUUCGUCAAACUCAUCUUGGGGAACGAGCCAGUGAAACAGCUAUACUUCAAGAACAGAUUGCAAUUUACUAAGGACACCUUCAAUGACUCUCAGAAGGCAGCUAUUCAGCAUGUUUUAAACAAUAGUAUAACUGUCCUGCAGGGUCCACCGGGUACAGGUAAAACGUCAACGAUCGAGGAAAUCAUUUUGCAGCUCAUAGAAAACUUCCACACAUUUCCCAUAUUAUGUGUUGCUGCUUCGAACAUCGCAAUUGAUAAUAUAGCUGAAAAAUUCAUGGAGAAUAGGCCGGAUAUCAAAAUUUUAAGAAUUGUGUCGCAGUCCAAGGAACAACAAUACAAUGAGCAGCAUAUGCUUGGCAAGAUCUGCUUGCACAAUAUUGUUUACCAGCAACUACCUCUUGAGAUGAAAAAGAACUUGUCGAAGUUACGUUCAGGCGUCCCCGGAGCUGUUUCGAAGAACCAGUACAACAAACUUCUCACAAUGCAAAACACGAUUUCAGAUCGGCACAUUGCGCAAGCUCAGAUUAUCUUUACUACUAAUAUCGCGGCAGGAGGGCGGCAGCUGAAGGCCAUAAAGGAACUCCCUGUGGUCAUUAUGGAUGAGUCUACACAGUCAUCAGAGGUUUCCACUUUGGUUCCUCUUUCUUUGCCCGGUAUCCGUCGUUUUGUAUUUGUUGGUGACGAGAAACAAUUAUCGAGUUUCAGCAACGUGCCACAACUGGAAAUGUCUCUAUUUGAGAGAGUUCUUUCUAAUGGAACUUACGAAAAGCCACACAUGCUUGAUACCCAGUACAGAAUGCACCCUUCAAUCAGUGAGUUCCCCAUCAAGACUUUCUACGCUGGGAUGUUGAAGAACGGUGUUACCGAGCAGGACAGAGCAUGGCCUAACAUCAAAUACCCGCUAUUUUUCUACCAGUGCAACGACGGGCCAGAGAACAGAGUUUUCAACCGCAAGCGUGGAAUGCGUGGGUUUACCUACAACAACCGCUUUGAAGCGGAUGCAAUCGUGCGGGUCAUACACAACUUGAUCCUCGAUAAGAACGUGCCCCGCGAAGAUAUUGGUGUGAUUACGCCGUACUCGUCACAACGAGACCUGAUCUCUGAAAUCCUUGUCAAGGACCCUGUUGUGAAUCCCUCAGGCAAAGCGAUGGAACAGCAGCAAGAUAAGGAUGACUUGGUUGAUGGCGGGGCAGCGUCGAGCGAGUCUAGCAAGAUUACGAUCAACAUCAUCAACGGCGUGUACGUUGCUACUGUCGACUCGUUCCAAGGUCAUGAGAAAAACUUUAUCAUCUUUUCGUGCGUCCGGAACAACGCUGAAGGAAACAUCGGUUUUCUGAAGGACAGAAGACGUCUGAACGUGGCACUCACUAGAGCAAGAAACGGGCUUGUUUUGGUGGGCAAUCACGAAGUCCUCAAACAGGGCGAUCCACUUUGGACCGAUUAUGUGGCCUACUUGACAAAAAAGAACGUGAUUCACAGCGAUCUGGCUUCCUACUAA